CCUCUCGACAGGGUGAGGUGACGGGUGUUCAGCUGCAACAUGACACUUCACCGCUAGAUGUCACUGGAUCCCGCACACUGAACCUUUAAAGGCCUUAUUUCCCACAGGUCCUGAAGGCAGCAGCAGAUGCAGGAGGAGGGCGUUCCUCUGAAGAGAAGCGGAUCUCACAUCUGGACCGGUUCCGAUCCUCACACCGACCCGCUCCGGAUCAUUUCCCUCUUGGACCGGGCCUGUGCUGGGUGUCYGACCCGCCUGCUGCUCACCAGAGCCGGGGACGGGAGGCCGCGGGAGGCCGGGGGGGCUCAGGCUGAGGACAUGGAGGCUGUGACCGAGCUGUAGGACGGAGCCUCGCUGUUCCUCCUCCGAAUGGACCCUGCCCAUGUCGGAGGGGAUAUGUCACCUCUGUAUGUGCCAAGAAAAAGAAAGUCAGCCCAGUCACACCUUAAAAGUGGAUCUCUAUGUCCAGUUGUUCAGCGAAUGCCAGAACGAGACUGUGAAUCAGAUGCAGUUGGAUGCACUAAGAAUGACGAGUCUCAAGCCCACGGCUCUCUGAAGAUGAAACGGACGUACGGUAGAAAAAGGUACGAGGACCUCCAGAGUGUUUCCAUGGGAACAGUAGAUUACCCAACCCCCAGCUGCUCAGUGAUGUCAUCAGGUUCAGAAACCAGCGGUGAAGCCUCGACGGCUCCGUCCAGUGAGGAUCACAAACCUCCAGCUGUCUCCUCUAAGAAGGAGCCUCCUACCUACGCUCCAGGAAGUCAAGAGGAGCGCUGGCAGCUCCAGAUCGUGGCCAAAGGCAGAGUCACCUGUCCCAAAUGUAAGAGUGUGAGCAGGAAGACGGUGGAGGGGCUGAAGAAGCACAUGGAGAACUGCAGACUGCAACCAUUCACCUGUCAACACUGUGGGAAACAGCUGAAGUCUUCCACAGGGAUGAAGUAUCACAUCAUGGCCGACCACAGCCACCUGCCUUCAGCAGAAGAAGCCAAGGACCUGGACGAUCGGGCCAUAAAAGACAAACUGCGUAAAAUCCUGAAGAGACUGGGCAAAUUAAAAUGCUCCAAAGAGGGCUGUACUGCUGCUUUCACCAGUAUCAUGGGCUACGUCUACCACAUGAAGAAGUGUGGGAAGGAGGAGUCCGAGCUGGAGAAGCUGUUGCUGAACUGUUCUCACUGUGGGAAAACAUACAAAUCCAAGGCUGGUCUGGAAUACCACCUUAAAUCAGAGCACACUCCAACGCCCGAAAAGACUGAGGAAGACGAGGCUCUGAAGGCCCAGAGGGAGGCCAACCCGGAGAGGACGCCGAGCGGCCGGGUGCAGCGUGCCUCGGCACAGGUGGCCAACUUCCACUUGGCUGAAAUCGCCAACAACGACUUGCCCAAAGACUGGCCCAAGAGGAAGUUUCAGUCCGACCUGGUGCCCGACGACAAAAAGUUAAAAUACGCUCGACCAGGCCUCCCUGCCUUCAGCCAGGAGGUGCUGAGGAAGUGGAAGAACGAGGUGAAGCUGCAGAGGAAAGUCCACUGUCCCAACCAGGGUUGUGGCUGCACCUACACCAGUGUGUCUGGGCUGAAGGCUCAUCUGGGCCUCUGCACCAGGGGCGAUUUCGAAGCUGGAAAAUACAGAUGUCUUAUCUGCAAUAAAGAGUUUAACUCUGAGAGUGGAGUGAAAUAUCACAUCAACUCUGUGCAUUCACAGGACUGGUUUGUGACGAACAAGAAGGCUUCCAAAACGUUUGAGAAGUUCCUGAAAAACCAGCACAAGGAGUUAAUCCAUAACGUGGACAAGCAGAUUGUGGAUCAGUAUCACCAACACCACCUCCAGCAUCACCCGCACCUCCACUGCCCCCAUCACCAUCAUCACCAUCACCAUCAGCAGCAGCAGCAGCAGCAGCAGCAUCAUCAUCUCCAGCUCCAGCCCAUGCAGCACCCUCUGCAGCCGCUGCAUCACCUCCAGCACCAAACCCAGCUCCUCCAUCCAGAGCACCAGAACCUCCCUCCGCAGGCGGACGCCCAGCUCCAGCAGCCGAUCCUGCAGUACACCCCUCUGGAGCCUCCUGCGGAACCGCUGUGGGUGGACAUGGACCGGAGUGGAGCGGUGCACGGGUCGGAGCAGGCCCCGCUCCAGAUGGAGCUGGCUGACGGUGACAAACCUGGAGAGGACAGCAGGGAGAUGGUGGAGGGUAGAGAGGGAGGAGGGGAGAGGAGGAAGGCUGACGGGAAGCGGAAGGAUUGCUUUGCGUUCGGCGGAGGUGGAGGCAGUGGCGUCAGCAGCUCAUCCAAUGAAACGGAGGUGGAGCGGCAGGACAGGCAAAGACAGGUGGAGCAGUGGAACCUGAAAGGACUGGGCGCCAUGGAGCCGCACCCUGAGGCCGGGAAGCAGCAACGGAGCACUUAAACACGUCCAGGAAACAACACUUCUGUCGUCAAACACUAUCGUGCACCGGAGCUGGUUCUAACAGAGGUAGGGAAAGACACCAUCUGAAAGUGUCCAUUAAACAACAACGGGUUUCCUCAAGACAAACAGGUGAGAAGGCAGCUAAUGACAGAGCUGCUCUCCUGAGGUUUUCGAGCUUUUCGGUGAUGAUUGGAAGGAAACGUCAAGGUGUCAACGUGGGUGGAGACUUUGUGCUUCUCUGUAUGGAAAUGUUCGUUGGUGUAAAGCUCAGAGAAAUCCUAGCUCUACCGUUUAUCUGUGUUUAUAUGUAACAGAUUCUUAAACGUGUCUUAUACUUUUAAAAGGUUUUGAUAAACACUCUUUGUCUUUUACGUUUACCUGAAAGGGAAGAAGUUGCUCUGACUUGAAGAGAGGAUGCUUCAGUAUUUUUGUUAAACUGGUCCAGUCGUUCUCUCUCUGAAAACAUUUGUGCCUCUUGAAUAUGAUCUUUAUAAUUUCGCACGACUCAUCAUCACCUCGUUUAAUCUGAUCCGAGGAUCAGUUCUACCUUCCGUCCUCAUUCCAUGGGAUUAAGUUUGGAUUGGAGUUUUGACGGAUCAAGACGAGCCGUUUUACCGUUUCCAAUUUUUAUGCUAAGUGAAGCUGAUCGCCCCCUGAAUCUGGCUCAAUGCACAAAUGACUGGGAUAAAUAUCCUCAUCAAAAUCACGGAGAGAAAUGAAAUGGCUUUAUCUGUCAGACUAGAAUGGCAGCCAAAGAAAGGGAAAGAAAUCCUGAACCUGCCCCCUGAUGCAGAAAAGAACCAAAAUGUUAUGGCUUCUUCCUCCACACAUUCGCAUCCUCCCAGUCCCGUAGUUUAUCGUUAUCCUGACUAACAAACGCAGAUGGAAACACAACUUCCUUCAUGGUUUCCAUCAAGAGGGCUUCUUUCUAAAUGUCUUGUUUGACCAACAAAACAAGUUUUUAAAUUUUGUAUAAUAUCGAUAAAGAAAAUCAUUAAAUCUGAUGUAUUUGAUCUAAUCGUGAAGCUGAAGCUAGAAAACUUCAGACUUUGUUAAUCAAUAAUCAAAAUAAUCGCCCUCCUGCGAUGGAUCAAAUGAAUUUAUCUUAUUUGUUUUGGUUAGGGAUUAACUUUAACUUUUCAUUUUGUAAGCCGUUAAACAUUCCAUGUGUUGUUCACCAACAAAGACUCAUUGAUCUUGUCACAGUGAAGGUACGACAGUUUAAUAUGAAGGAUUUAAGGAUUUAAUAUGGAGCGUGGAAUAUUUAACCGAUAGCAUGUAGCCUAAUGUUUAUAUACUCUAUCUGCAGUCGUGGCGUGUGCUUAUGGAUGGUUGUCAUUUGUUUGACUCUAUUUAUUUUUUUCUUUUCACAUUUUGUUUCAUUUAUGUUUUUGAUUCUUCGUUUCUCUCCUGUUCUGCACCUCAGUUUCCUUUAACUACAAUAAUGACUCUACCCUUUAAUCUGUGAAUCUGUCUUCAACAAACUGUGUUCAUGUAUUUUACUGUUUCUCUUUCUGUUGAAAGUGUUCGACCCUUCAUCGCUCCAUCAGAUGCCUUUAGAAAGAUCAGCCUGUGUCGUUUAAAGUGGAAAAACCUCCUGUGGUUCAUGGGAAGUAUUUCAGGAAGCAGGAGUUGUUAUGUUAUGAAGUGGUGGAAAACACAUUCAUUCUUGCUCAGUGAUUUCCAUUAUUUUACAUCAAGCCCAAUAACAAGUCAAGUAAUGUUUUUCUUCAGGCUUUGUUACUUAAAGUUUUUGUGGUAAUCCGUCCAGCAUCCCUAACAGAGCUCAGAACAGAACAGCAGUUCACUUAAAUUCAAGCUGCAAGAAAUCACACACACUCAUAGAGGUCAGUUCUCUAAAUGUGCCUGAUAUUUUUCGUCAAGAUACAUAAUUUAUUCUCUGGGAAAAUUCUCAAGAAAGUCAUAGAAAUUCCUGGAUCCUCACCAGAACUCAAUAGUUUCUCCCCAUUUGGUUGUCCUGGUUUUCUUACAAACAAACAAACCCAUGAGCAAACUAAAGGUCAGAGGUGAACACGUAACCUCCUUGGUGGGAGGAGGAACAUCUGACAACACCUGUGACCUCCUGGUUCCCUCUGAUCCUGAGUGUGACCACUGACUCACUGUGUUCUCUCCUGUUGAAAUGCGUCCCAUGUCCUUUAUGCUUGAGACCAAAUCUUUAUCACCAUGCUUGCACUUUGCUCUGUUUGAUAGCACAAAGAAAAGCUUGACGUGAAGAGAGAGCAGGUUUAUUUCACAGAGCACCUUGGAUCCCUGACCUCAUUUUCUUUUACGUGAAAUUAUACUUUGAGAUCUGACAUUUAAUGACUGAAAUGUCUUAUUUCAUCGGAUUAACUAAGGCUCAGACACGUUAGUUAUGAUAGAACUACUGAGACUUUUACAUUUCGUAGUACUUUGCAUAGUACAGCAGCAGCUUCUGUUUUUAUUGAGGCUGGAGCACAGUUCUAUAAUCUAAAUAAAGUAAAAACUAGAUUGUCACUCAGUAGAGUUCAUACUUCCUUCAAGGCCCAACUGUUCCUUUAUGAAACCACAUUUAGCGGGAAAUUCACGAGAUCCAGACUCAUUGAUUUGGUCUUGACCUCCUGAACUAACGUCUUUUGAAAAAGAUGGCCGUCAUAGAUGUGAUGUUGGAGCAGAAGUUGUGUUUUUAAACCACUGACAGUGAAGAAGCUCUGUGCAUCACAUGAAUACUGAAAUGAAUGAAACACUGUCGUCAUGUCUUAGUGCCUCAUCACCAACAUCCAUACAGAUAAUACAUAUAUAUUGUCUAGACCAGAUUUAAUUAAGAUUCAGUAAUAGAAAGCACUC
Paralichthys olivaceus (Japanese flounder) is the source of this 5220-nucleotide messenger RNA. NCBI's taxonomy places the organism in Eukaryota, Metazoa, Chordata, Actinopteri, Pleuronectiformes, Paralichthyidae. The record is from RefSeq and is a predicted model, not a curated record.